AUGCCCCUCUCUUCCUCCUUCCAAGACAUUAUUUGCAAGAGCACGUCACUGCUUUACAGCAGCACGUCACAGCUGUCAGCAGCCGAGGAGACCUUUUUCGCAAUGGAUAAAUCACCGCCAAUCGUGUUCAUCGCCAGGCAUGGCGCGCGUCUUGAUGCCGCGGACAAGGACUGGCAUCUCACCUCCCCAACACCCUACGAUCCGCCUCUCUCCUACGGUGGCUGGAUUCAGUCUCGCGCUCUCGGCGCUCGGAUUGCGAGCCUCUUGCAAGCUCGUGAAUUCACAGGCGUAGAGCCCUCGGGCAGUCCUCCGACCUCGGCCCAGUCGACUUCCAAACCGGUGCCGUCCCCAUCGGCCUUGUCCCACCGAUACAGAAUCGUCAUUCACACGUCUCCGUAUUUGCGAUGUCUCCAAACGGCCAUCGCGCUCAGUGCCGGCAUUCACCAGCAUCGCCCGGGUGGUGACACUCCAGGAGUGACCAGCCCGACUCCUGGACCCGCGGAGACCAUUCCCGUCAGUCCUCGCUGUCUCCUGCGGGUGGACGCUGUUCUUGGCGAGUGGCUCUCUCCGGAUUAUUUCGAGCACAUCACACCACCCCCCAGCUCCGAGCGCAUGGUUGCGGCCGCCAAGGCAGAACUGCUGCGUCGCGGCGAAGGCAUCACGGCCGCGGUCGAUAGAUCCGCUCGUUCAUCCUCAGGGCAUUUUCCCGGAGGCUGGAGCAAUCACUCAAAUCCCAUCUCUCCGGCUAGUGACGACGAUGGCCACCGCUUGACGGGCCACGGGGCUUCUCAGUCCUUGUCCCAGCAAGGCCCGCGACAGCGUGCCAGCACCUAUGAUACUCUGCGAAGCCCCAUAGAGACGGCCCGCGGUAAGAGUACGCUGAGUCGCAUCAAUACGGAUCUGUCGCCUUCUGUCGAUGGCGGGUACGUGCCCCCGACACCUGGCUACGCCGUCUCCGCGUCGGACCCAAUACCGAUAGGGUAUGUUACGCAUGCACGAGACGCUUGCACCCAAAUAGAUUACCAAUGGGACAGUAUGCGCCCGCCGCAGAGUUGGGGCACCGGUGGUGAGUACGGGGAGGAGUGGAGCACGAUGCAUGAACGAGUACACGCCGGUUUUAAACGGAUGGUGGACUGGUACCCAGAGCACCCGCCGUCCGCUUCCAAUCUGUCGCAUUAUUCGCAGUCAACCCAUGACGUUCAAGCCCAGCCUGAGCCACAAACGGUUCUAGUCAUUGUUACCCACGGCGCUGACUGUAAUGCCUUGAUCAGCUCGCUGAGCGGCCACUCGGCCUUUCUCGAUAUCGGGACGGCCUCGCUCACCAUGGCAGUGCGCCGGGACCGAGGGGUUGACCGACCUUCCUCCACGUCGGACAGUGCCAGUGAUUCGUCCAGCCGUCCCCGGAAGGAUGGGUCGGUCGCACAGGAAUAUGUCCUGCAGCUCAUGGCGUCAACCGAUCACCUGCCAUCCACUCUCGCCACCUCCGAUUCCGACAUAUCGCAACCGUCUGGGCUCCCGCCCAUCCCCCUUCCGGGCGCAUUCACGAUCGGGUCAACGGGGUCCGCCAGCAGCCCCCGCGGCUGGGCUCUUGCAUCGCACCCAUUGACUGGUCCACGGGGUGCGUCAGGCCUUUGGGGUUCUAUUUCAUCGCCGGCCGAUAAAGUGGACGACACCGAAGAUGACUUUGUGCCCAAUUUUGGUGAUCCGCGAACCGCGAGCCAGGGCUCCCAUGGCUCCGAGCUGACCGGUGACUCCAGAUGGGCCCAGCAAUUACCGCAGCGUACGCUCUCUCAGCGGGGCCUGUGGGGGAGUGCGCCGGCCCUAGAAGACCGCGACACGGGGAUGAAGCGCCGGUGGACGGUAGCGGAACAGAAGCUGUGA
Messenger RNA from Penicillium riverlandense, 1881 nucleotides. RefSeq lists its product as uncharacterized. The transcript has 3 exons. NCBI's taxonomy places the organism in Eukaryota, Fungi, Ascomycota, Eurotiomycetes, Eurotiales, Aspergillaceae. The record is from RefSeq and is a predicted model, not a curated record. The coding region runs from base 1 to 1881 and encodes 626 amino acids.